This is a messenger RNA of Durio zibethinus, 1787 nucleotides long. RefSeq names its product transcription factor UNE12-like. Gene Ontology annotation, molecular function: RNA polymerase II cis-regulatory region sequence-specific DNA binding; DNA-binding transcription factor activity, RNA polymerase II-specific; protein dimerization activity. Gene Ontology annotation, biological process: regulation of transcription by RNA polymerase II. The record is from RefSeq and is a predicted model, not a curated record. Gene Ontology annotation, cellular component: nucleus. NCBI's taxonomy places the organism in Eukaryota, Viridiplantae, Streptophyta, Magnoliopsida, Malvales, Malvaceae.
ACUAACCAAAGCUCUCUCUCAAAGUACAAGAGACUCAAAAGCCGAAACACAACAACAACAACAAAAGAACUAGUCUCUCAUCAGUUUCUCUUCUCAAACACCCUCUUCUUCUUUUCAUGGUUACUUGUUAAAACGCCUUAGCUUUCUAUGAACCCACGAAGAAAAAUAAAAAGAGAAAAACCCAAUGUUUAGAAUAUCCUUUCACUGUCUAAAACGUUGAGAAACACUUCUUCUAUAUAUAGAAAGCUCAAAGUUAAAGUCUUUCAUAUAAAUAUAUAGAGUUAACAGAGGAAGCAGUUGCUUUGCUUAAGGGUUAAGCAUGGCAGGUAAUCAACAGGAAGGGUUAGGUGACGAUUUCUUUGAGCAGAUCCUGGCAGUGCCUCCAGGCUAUGGUGGCGGUGCUGGUGGUGGAGGUGGUGAUGAAGUGGGCGGUGCCACCUUGCCUAUGGGGGUACAGUUAGGGUCAAGUGGUGGUUUACCUGGUGGCAGUGGUGGUGGAGGGUUUAGAGGGAUGGGAAUUGGUAUAGGUAUGGGAAUGAUGCCUUUAGGGUUGAAUUUGGAACAUGGAUUCUUAAGACAUGAAGAUAGAGUUGUAGUUGACAACAACAACAACAACACCAACAAUAACAACAAUAAUGCUUCUGGUUCAGCUGCUUCUGCUGUUUCUGGAAUCAGUGAGAGGGAUUCUAUGCAUAUGACAAGUUUGUUUCCAUCUUUUGGACAAAUGCAAACUCAGCAAAUCCGUCCUUCACCACCUCGUCCUCAGCCUCCACUCCCGCUGCACCAGCCGAUUCAUAGCCAGCCAGCAUCAAGUCCAGUUGCUGCUGCACCACACCCACCUGCCAUCCGUCCAAGGGUGCGAGCUAGGCGAGGACAGGCUACGGAUCCCCACAGUAUCGCUGAGCGGUUACGUAGAGAAAGAAUCGCUGAAAGAAUGAAAGCUUUGCAGGAGUUGGUUCCUAGCUGCAACAAGACGGAUAGGGCAGCCAUGCUUGAUGAAAUUGUAGAUUAUGUGAAGUUUCUAAGGCUUCAAGUCAAGGUUCUGAGCAUGAGCAGACUUGGUGCAGCAGGUGCCGUGGCUCAGCUUGUAGCCGAUGUACCCCUAUCGUCUCUUGAGGGAGAUGGUGUAGAAGGUGGAAGCCAGCCUGCUUGGGAGAAAUGGUCAAAUGAUGGCACUGAACAGCGAGUGGCUGAGCUGAUGGAAGAAGACAUUGGAGCUGCCAUGCAGUUUCUUCAGUCCAAGGCACUUUGCAUCAUGCCAAUAUCACUGGCCUCCGCGAUCUUCCGAACACGCCAACCUGAUGCACCACCAACAGUUAAACCCGAAUCAAACACCCCUUCGUAGACCAAAACAACAACAUGCAUUUAAAUGGCUAUUUAGUGCUUCAGUCCAAUCUCUAACUCUCAUCGGCAACAUCAAUCAAGUCAGUGUAACUUUUCCACCCUCUCCUUUUUUCAGUUUUGUUCCGAAAAGCAAAGAAAAACAAAAGAAAAAAGAGUGACUGCCAAUGGCCAAUGCUAGAAAAACUUGGACAGGCAUAUUGAUGUUACUCAAAUGGUCAGUCAAAAGGAAAAAAUUUUCCAAAGGUCCAUUGAAGUUUUCCUCUUAUUACAUCCAUAAUUGGGUGAGGACGACCAAAAAAUCCUGGUGGUGGCAACUCGCUUUCUUUCUGCUUUUUCUUUCUUUUUCUUUUUCUUGGAUAGUGGGAGGUGGGACCAUUGAAAAGGGAUAGAUAGGUAUGUGUGAUGUAUUUGCAGAAAACUUUAAUGCAACUUGAAACUUAUAA